Theobroma umbraticum is the source of this 1164-nucleotide messenger RNA. RefSeq names its product F-box/kelch-repeat protein At3g23880-like. Gene Ontology annotation, molecular function: protein binding. The record is from RefSeq and is a predicted model, not a curated record. NCBI's taxonomy places the organism in Eukaryota, Viridiplantae, Streptophyta, Magnoliopsida, Malvales, Malvaceae.
AUGGCGCCAAUGAUGAAGGAGCAGAGGAGAGUGGUACAACUUUUUGAUGAUCUAAUCAUUGGAAUAAUGGCUAGACAUCCACCAAAAUCAAUAUUGCGUUUUCGAUGUCUUUCCAAAUCUUGGAAUGCUUUGCUUUCGAGCUCUAGCUUCAUCAGGAUGCACCUCAAUCAUGUUAAAGAAAGUAAAUACAAUGAUCUGCAACGACUGAUUCUGUCUUCUACUUAUUUUCUUCAAUCAAUGAGCUAUGAAGCAGGAGAGAAGCCAUCGUACAGGAUUGAUUUUCCCCUGGAUCCGAAAUAUGGUAUUGAACUUUUAGGUUCUUGCAAUGGUUUGUUAUGCCUAGGUAUGCCAAGGGAAACUCUUAUCUUAUGGAAUCCAAGUAUUAAAGAGUUCAAAAAACUACCCCUCUCUUGCCCUUUAGAUAAGGAUGUGCGGGACACUUUUGGAUUCGGUUAUGAUCACUCUACUAAUGACUACAAAAUUAUAAGAAUUGUUAAAUCGGUAGACAGAGCAUAUUUAGCAGAAGCCCCGGUUGAUAUCUAUUCACUGAAAUCUAAUACUUGGAAAAGAAUCCAAAGCUUCCGUCUUUCUAGAAUUUUUUUUGAAAAUUCAUUAUCAGGGACUCUUGUUAACGAGAUUCUUUAUUGGAAUGUGAUAUAUUUACCUAACCAUGAACAAGGUUACCCAUAUUCAGAUAUUACUCGUCGGAUUCUUGGAUUUGAUUUGACACAUGAAAUAUUUGAAGUUUUACCACCACCCAAUGAUGCAAUAGAAGGACGUCAUUUUACAUUGCGAGUGAUUGGAGGAUGUCUAAGUUUGGCUCAAAAUCUUGAGAAUCUUGAGGGAGACAGCAUGGAGAUGUGGAAACUAGAGAAGGAUAACAUGAAACAGAGUUGGAUAAAGUUCAUGACAAUUAAGAAUCUGCAAACAUUUCAAUAUCCACAAAAUUUGGUGCCAAUAUGCAUUAUGAAAAAUGGUGAAGUCGUUAUUACUUAUAGUGAAAGUGUGAGUUUCUUUGCAAUGGGUAGAAAGCCAAGCAUAUUUGAAUUGUAUGAUCCGGUGAAAGACACAUUCAGAAGACUAAAAGUUAGUGGUAUAAGGCAAUGGUCUCGAGUAAUGACAUAUAUGGAGAGUUUGGUUUCACCAAAUUCUAGUGGCAUGUGA